Molecule: messenger RNA, 2059 nt
Organism: Salvia splendens (bonfire salvia)
Lineage: Eukaryota; Viridiplantae; Streptophyta; Magnoliopsida; Lamiales; Lamiaceae
Exons: 3
Coding region: 1049-1822 (257 amino acids)
Source: RefSeq, a predicted model, not a curated record
ACCAUUUUAAUCUUCAUUUUCUUUAAUUUUAGCGCAAUUAUUCAUUCACACGCUUGUCUUGGAGCUCAUUUGUUACGGCGUUGAAUUCAUGUUGAAUCGUUUCAUAUGAUUUGGUGCAACUGCUCUUGGUCUUGAUUUUGUUGUUUGUUUAAAUUUUAUUUGUUACCUUCCUGCUCUAGGUUAGGCAUAUCCAAAAUUUGUAUCUUGCUAUAGAAAAAUUGAGAUAGGUAUUUUUCAAACUGCCCUAAUGUUUAUUUUAUAUAUUUAUAAUUUUGAUCAAAUACAUGUAGGUGAUGUUGCUGUAGGGAGCAACUGUUAAUUUUUUUUUUCUUUUUGCCUUAUGCUAUGCUUGCCUUUAGGGCUGAUUGUGAGUUAUUUUGCAUAAUCUACCGAGCAUCAUUGCUGUGUGUAUUGAGUUCUGUACUUCUGUCUAAUACUGUAGUAUUUAUAGUUGCACUUUCAUGGAGCUUCCUUCCUGUGGAAAUUGGAAAAUGUGCUUUGUUAUAGUGCAAGCAUAACUUGUUCCUAUCUUACUGUUAUUUUUAAUUAAUUAAGAACUACAUAAGGUGCAAUUACUAUGAAAAUCUACCAUGGGGGCGUUUUUUAUCUUGUUUACAUGCCUGUAUCUCAGAAAAGUGGAAUAUUCUGCAGAACUAUGUGAAACUAUUUGAAUAUUUUGGAUAUUUAGUUAUCCAAACGUGUGUCAUGAAAAAAUAUGUAACAGCCAACCUUUUCCAGCAAAUAGAGAAGACGAAAAAGGAAAAACAUAGAGGUCAAUGCUACUGCACUUCCAAAGGAUGGAUUUUGUUCUGUAUAUUUGCUAAAGUGGGGCAAAGGACUAAAUAACUAGGAAGUGAGAAUACACUUUACAGUAAGGUUAUAAUAUGAAUCUAAUUGAUGAAGGGGAGAGCUCUGGCAUGUUCGUCCAGCCAGCAAAGCGGAGACGUGGUCGUCCACGUAAAUAUCCAAGCUUAAAGCAAGCUGAAGCGGCUCACACGCCCAGUUCUGAAGGAGGCAUAGCUCACCUUUCUCAGAGGAAACCGAGAGUAUGGUGGGCCAGUCAGUAACUGGUGUCAUUGAAGCCUCAUUUGACUCUGGCUAUCUGCUUACUGUUAGAAUUGGCUACUCGAGUACCAACUUGAGAGGUGUUGUUUUCAAGCCAGGACAUUGUGCUCCAAUUACAGCACAAAACGAUGUUGCCCCACGUGUUCAAAUGAUAAGAAGAAGUGACGUCCAUUUCAAUUUUGAAAACCAGAGUCAGACUCCUGUGGUGCCUUCGAAACGCAAAUAUGCACCACCCGGGAGAGCACCUGCUGCUCCCGUUGCACCUCAACCCAUUAGUUAUCCAAAUGGAUCACAAGAUUGCAACAAUGGAGAUGCUGACGUGCACAUGGUUGAACCUUUAUCCAUGUUACCACCGGGUCGAUCCAUACCAGUUGGCCAGGUUUCUCUUCCUGUGCAACCUUAUCCCAGCUGCCAAGUUUCCCAAGGUAGCCAGCAGCAUGAUAAUGGCUCGUUUAAUAAAGGCACCCCAACAGAUAUUGAUGCUAAGACCUCUUCCCAGACUUCAGAUACUAAACUUGAGGAAUCAUUGAAAUCUUCACCAGAAAACUCAGCUAUCGUUUCAGAACUAGACACCGGUAUUGGUAAUGAGCCAUUUCCGACUGAGACGCCACAUACAGAGCCUUUGUGCAACUAUGGAGCUGGAAGGAUGACUGAGCUUUUAAAGGCUUUGCAGGAAAACUCAAAAGAGACCCCGGUGAAAGUUGAUGAACAGCCAACUUCAGCUACACAAGUUGAGAUCGAAGAUACUGUCCCGUGAUGCAAUAAUGCUAAAUUUACGCCUCGUCCUGUGAUCUCUCUGACUUUAAGUUCAACAAAGAAGCACAAAUGGUACCCUCAUAUCUGGUAUAUGGUGUUUAAAAACUAGAACUACUAGUAAUUUUCUCUUCCUCUGGAUUUAGGAGGAAAUUUUUUUCUCUUUCAUUGCUAUAGAUUCAAAUAGAUGUGGACCCCAUGAGGGUGCAGUUAAAUUUAUCAAGUUUUGAUAUUAUGUUAA